GGGGGCGCGCUUGCGCGCGGAUUCGAAGCGGGUUCGCGGCAGGGUGGCGUGCACGAGAGAGCGAGUGUGAGAGAAGGAGCGAACGAGCCCACACAGAGCGUAGGGGCAGGCGGGUAGCGCGGCCGGGAGCUACUCGCAUGUCCAUGGGAACGGCCGCAGUGGCGGCACCGCGGCGAGGGAAAGGAGAUAGCUGGCGCUGAAAUCCAAUGGAGCGGGCGUCUCGCAGGCGAUGUCUCCGGGAUGAGCGGUCACCGGGCGGAUCGUACGUGCAGCAACUGUGCUGAGAGCAGAUUGUGCAGGCCACCCUGCCUUGCUGUAGAACUUCCUGGCCUUGCUUUCCUGACAAGGCACAAUGGAUCCAGAGACAGGGUUUUUGCACCCAGUGUUCUGUGUAGGACUGGCCAUUCUUUUCUCCUGUAUCAGGGCAGAUGUGACUCCUCAUUUUACAACAGAGCCCCACUCCACUAUACAGAAACUAGGCGGACGGGUUCAGCUUCGCUGUGCUGCAGAGCCUGCAUCAUUCAUUACAUGGCACUUCAAUGGACAGAAAUUAACAGAUAGUGGCCAGAAUGGAAUAGAGAUCCGAUCAGGAUCAUUGAUUAUUUCCAAUCUACAGAUGUCCCACGUUGGGAGGUACCAGUGUCUGGCAAGCAGUUCUUUUGGUGUUAUAGUGAGCAUCCCUUCUUUCGUUUCCAUUGCAACAUUAAGUGAUUUCCAGGCAUCCAAGAGACGAAUAGUUACAAUAGAUGAAAGAAGCACAGGUGUUAUAGAAUGUCAUUUGCCCAACAGUAAACCCUCAGCACUCAUCCGUUACAAAGUGAGGGGAAAGUGGCUUGAGCAAUCCACAGAUAACUACCUGAUCCUUCCCUCUGGAAAUUUGCAAGUACUGAAUGUCACACAGCAGGAUAAAGGAACUUACAAGUGUGCAGCUUACAAUCCAGUUACACAUGAGAGGAAAAUGGAGCCAGUUGGGCAUAAACUGUUGGUGAGGCGUUCUGGAACCAAUCCUGCACACAUCAUCUACCCCACAGCCCCACAGAACAUAACAGUGAUCCAGCAUCGUCCUCUGAUUCUAGAAUGUGUAGCAAGUGGAGUUCCAACCCCACAUAUUCGAUGGCUAAAAGAUGGUGUGGAGGUGUCUGGGAACAAAAGGUUGAGACUUUUUCACAGUAACUUAGUUAUUGAUCAAACUGGAGCAAAAGAUGCUGGGAGCUAUGUGUGUUUUGCUGAAAAUGGAGUGGGUGAACCAGUAUCUACAAACUACACGGUAAUUGUUCAUGAGUCUGCAACAAUCAUUAAAGGAUUGCAAGAACUGACUCUGCCUGUGGGAGCUACAGCAUUUUUAACUUGCGAUUUUCAUGGAAAUCCUCUGCCAAAUAUCACUUGGUUCCACAAUGCAGCUACUGUCCAAACUGGCCUUCGGCACUUUGUCUCUGGGAACAGAAUGAAGAUUGUGAAAUUAAAUAUUGAUGAUGCUGGAAUGUAUCAGUGCAUGGUGGAAAAUGAGAUUGGUUCUGUGCAAUCAUCAGCGAGGCUCGUAGUCCAAACAGGUAAGGACAAAAAGCCUGUGAUUAUCUCCCCACCCACCAAUAUGAGAGUGACUGAAGGUGAGUUUGUUACAUUAACUUGCAAUGCCACUGGACAGCCAACACCCACUAUCCGCUGGUUUGAUCGUCAUGGGGUGAUCAGCAGUCAUCCUUCUCACAUUCUUCGGUCAAAAUCUAAGAAUUCUCAACAAUUUAGUGCAGGCAGUGCCAACUCCAAUUCUCCUCGCCUCACUAUGUCCAGAGCUGGAUCAAGCUCUCUUUACAUACGCACGGCAUCAAUAGAAAGUUCUGGACAAUACAUCUGUGAAGCCUCCAACAAAAUGGGUUCAGUACAAGCGGAAGCCUUCCUCUCAGUUGUUUCCAUUGACGCAAAGGCGGUGGUUGAUGACCCAGAGCCCACAAUAGGAGCAAGAGGUUCAGAUGUUAUUCAGAGUGACGAAGGUGAUGAAAGCAUGGACUAUGAUUAUAAGCACAGCGUUGUGCUCCAACAACAGCAGCCAACAAAGGAGUUGAUUGCUCCUAAGGCAACACAGAAGACAAAUGUUGCCUCUCCACCUGAUGCUCCUAUCAUUCUCAGUGCUCCAUAUACCACUAAUCCAGAUAGUUAUGAUUUGAUUUGGAGAGCAGGAAAAGAUGGUGGCUCACCUAUCAAUGCCUACUUUGUCAAGUAUCGCAAGCUUGACAACAACGAGAAUAUGUUGGGAAACUGGCACACGAUCCGGGUCCCUGGUAGUGAGAACGAACUGCAACUCGCCGAGCUUGAACCCUCUAGCUUGUAUGAAGUGCUAAUGGUUGCACGAAGUGCUUCUGGUGAAGGUCAACCAGCUAUGUUGACAUUUCGAACUGGCAAAGGGCGGUCCUCAAAGUCAAAGGGAAAAUCUCCGAUGCCUGCACCACCAGUUGGAGUCCCCAAGAAAACAGCAAUCGAAGAUAAGAGCCACACUAAUUAUGGUGUAGUAAUCCAUGAUUCAGCACGCCAUAGUGGAGUCCCUGAGGCACCAGACCGUCCUACAAUCUCAACGGCCUCAGAAACAUCUGUGUAUGUGACAUGGAUCCCAAGAGCAAAUGGUGGCUCCCCUAUCACUUCCUUUAAGGUGGAGUACAAAUGCAUGGGAAAGAAUAGUGACUGGCUGGUGGCAGCAGACAACAUCUCUCCAUCAAAACUCUCUGUAGAAGUACGAAAUCUUGAGCCAGGUGCCACUUAUAAGUUCCGUGUGAUUGCCAUUAAUGCCUAUGGUGAAAGCCCAAGAAGUGCAGCCUCACGGCCAUACCAGGUAGCAGGAUUCAGCAACCGGUUUUCAACACGUCCAAUCGCAGGACCUCACAUUGCUUACACAGAGGCUAUCACUGACACACAGAUUAUGCUGAAGUGGACGUAUAUUCCAUCAAGUAACAACAACACUCCCAUACAAGGAUUUUAUAUCUACUAUCGACCAACAGACAGUGACAAUGACAGCGACUACAAACGAGAUGUAGUAGAAGGAAACAAGCAAUGGCAUCUUAUCAAUCAUCUGCAGCACGAGACCUCGUAUGAUAUCAAGAUGCAAUGCUUUAAUGAAGGUGGUGAAAGUGAAUUUAGCAAUGUGAUGAUCUGUGAGACUAAAGCACGAAGACCUCCUGGAUCACCCGUGGUGAUGGGGGAUGACUUGAGUACACAGCCAAAUCUUGCUGACCACUUCGGGAGUGGACAUGGAGCAUCUUCCUCAAGCACACGGAGCAGCGACAUGUUGUAUUUGAUUGUGGGCUCGGUGCUAGGAAUCAUGGUUCUCAUCGUCAUCGUCUUCAUUGCUAUGUGCCUUUGGAAAAAUCGUCAACAAACAACACUACAGAAGUAUGAUCCUCCUAACUACCUUUAUCAGGGCCAGGAAGUAAAUGGACAGCUGAUGGAGUACACUACUUUGCCAGGCACUAGCCGAAUCAAUGGAAGCAUCCAUGGCAGUUUCAUUAGCAAUGGGAGCCUGAGCAAUGGUUGCCCACACUUGCACCACAAAGUUUCAAAUGGAAUAAAUGGACUGAUGAAUGGAGGGACAGCACUCUACCCAGCCAGCCAUACAAACACACUACCAAGUACCCACAUGGACUACGACCAAACUCACUGUAUUAUGAAUGGUGGUGGGAUAUACAAUGCACUUCCUCAGACGGAGCCAUCAGAAUGCGUCAACUGUCGCAACUGUAAGAAUAACAAUAGAUGUUUCACUAAAACAAAUGGCACUUUCCCCAGCAACAAUUUGCCCAUGUUGCAGCUAACUCCAACCUGUCAUGAAGACAGCAUGGAGAUGGUGCCUUUAAAUCACAUAAUUGCUCCAUUAUGCCCUGGAACCAUUGUUACUGAAAACAAUAGUGAGGCAGAGUAUGAUAGUACAAAAGAAAAUGCUGAACAGUCCCCUUGCCAAGAUUCUUGCUGCAAUGAGAACCAAGACUCUGUAUUUGCGGACAAUAUAGAAGGCAACAAAUAUCCUGACUUGGAAAAUGAGAAAAUGAGCUGUGAUCCUCUUCCUUCUAACUCUGCUCAAAUGGACAAUGUCAAUGCAACAGCCUGGAGUACAACAGGACUUGCUGAAGACAACAUUUGCGAGGACCCAACAGAAGGAGAACUAAAGAAAACUUAGGGAACCAUUCCCCGUUUGCCUGAAGCCUAUUACUGCAUCAAAGUCACUGAAAGGACCAAGGAGGGAUCAGAAAAUAACACUAUUUAUUUCUUUUUGUAGUAGUAAAAUAUUACUCCCUAUGAAUGUAUUUGAUUUAAAGAUGUCUUCACCUUUUUUAAUUAUUUAUGCUAUCGGAGGAGAAAUUCCUUUUUUGCAGAAUGUGGAGUUUUAGCCUUGUUUUGUACAAAGUUUUGUAAUAAUAUAAAGAAAGAGGAAGCUAUAGAAAUUGUUAAUUAAAAUUGGAUCAUACCUAUCUGGUGGAUUGAAAAGCACUUGGAAGGAGGACAUUUUGAGAUUCAAUGCCCAGAUUGAGACACAAGAGCUGAUCCCUGAAAGGACCCGUAGGACGGGUAAUGCAAAUUGAGGGUUUGUGGUAACAGGAACCUAUGUGUAUUACAUAGAGACAAUAGUUGCUGAUAUGUAGGUAACAGGACUGGUAAAAGACCGGCUCAAUCCUUUUACACAUAAUUAUUAGACUGACUCUAUUUGCAUGGACCAACUUGAUCAACAUCAAGUUGAAAGCAUCCUCUCCUGUUUGCAUUGUAAUCAUAAACCUGCCAACAUAUAAUGUAUUGAUUUUUUAAAAGUGAACCUUGGAUGAGGCAUGGCCUCACUACACGUCAGAAGCCAACAAGUCCAGGUCAUGCUGCACAAGGUGUUCCCAUCAAUAGCUGAAGAAACAUGGCUAAAUAAAUGACCACCUCCAAACUUUCACUGCUUGGCUUUGUGCUGAAUAUUUAAAAUUUGCUUUUUAAUGACACUACUUAGUUCCAUGUACAGUAAAGCAUUAAAAGUCCAUGUAAGUGGAGGUGUGAUUGCUUAUAGAGCUUCACCAGUCUUUACACAUAAAACCAGGAUGUGUAGCAAGUCCAACUACACCUACUAACCAUCAACUGCUAUUAUGGUAAUACUUUGUUUAACAAGGAGUAUGACAAUUUAAAAUAUUUAGCUGUACAAUUAAUGCACUUUUUGGAUGCAUUUGCCCAGCUGUUUCAUAAUUGACCUAGUUUUUAAGGGGAAAUGAAGUUUCAUUGACAAUGGUUGAAUUUGGUUGACAUUGCAGCUUUGUGUAUUACGGAUCCAGUAUGAUGGUGUGCUGUUUCAUGAUCUCCUUUCAUUAUUGUGCAUUGUAUUUUAGUGUGCAAGUUGUCUGCAGGUACUCUUUGUCAUGACUAAUUGUAGCAGCUUUAAAUCUAGGUGUAUCUGGGUAAGGAAGGACCAAGGGCUUCCAGAAUGUGCACUUUCCCAAUAAAUGUAUUAAUAUUUGGUGAGUUAAGAUGGAAAGAAGCAAGAGCCCCCAGUUCUGACACGUUUACUUCAGUAUAGCCAUUCAACAUUUGAGUUAAUUUGUUCUUUCUAUUGGGUCCAAAUGAGCGAGUGCGCUCUUUCCCCUGUUGGUUGUGCUUUGUCUCCCUAACAGGUUCAACAUGCAAGGCCUGUAUAUUCAUAGUUUUUUUUUCAGUGGAUGCCUUCUUUGUACUCACUCCAGUUCCCAAUUUCCUGACUACUGAUCUACUAAUCAGUCCCUCUCAUCAGACUCUGUUUCUCUGAAACAAAUGGCUUGCCUACCAUCUGUCUUUUUAUUUGGAGAUGGUUAAUCAUACUAAAAAAUAAAUCCUCCAGUUGUAUCAAACCUGCAAGCAGUUCACUGGAAUGUAUUGGCUAUUGAAACUAUUUCUUCCUAUUUCUAUGGGAUUGAUCUUUGCUCUAGGCUUGACAAGGUCUCCCAGCAACUGGUCAGGAGCCAGAUCAGAAUAAAAGCAAAAUAACCCAAUGGCUCUAUCAGAAUAAUAUUUUAGAUGAGUUUCUUGGGGACAUGAACAAAUUCCUCUUUAGGAUAAUAUGUACCUAUUAAGGUGAUUCUUUCCAAAACAUUGCCUGUUCAAGGAAUUUGCACUUGUAGACCACUUCCACCACAGUAAAGAAUGGAAGUAACAUAGACCAUCCUUCAUAAUAAAUCAAAACAAUGAUAUAAGCAAAUAUUUAGUAUUUUAUCAAUUGUGAUUUUAGAAAAGUUUUUUUUUUGCUUAUCUUAUGAAACACCUGAUGCUGGGAAGGGCUUUUAAAUCUCCCUUCAUUCCACAGCUAUGAAGACCUAGGUCCUACAUUUAUUAUAACAUUUUCAUCUGUAAAAAAAAUAAACAUGAGGGUUAAUAGAUUUGUCAUAUUCCUCUCUAUAUCAUAAGCAGAUUAGCAACUUUCAAGAUACUCAUCAUUCAAAGCAUGUUGUUAAAUUAUUGAUUCCAAUAACAUACUGCUGAGAAAAUAUCAAACAUCCUAUAAUAUUCUGUUGAGUGUAGUAAAAUGGAAAGAUGCAAUUAACCUCUGGGCAUUGUGAGGGUGUUUAGAAGAUUGGAUCAGGUACACCUGAUGCUGUUUGUAACCCUUCAGAUAGUCUGAUAUUCAGUCUGAGUCUGGUUGCAAUAAAUUCUGGAGUUGGUUCAUGUUUUUGGACAGACUUACCUGGAGCUCUGCAGUUGUAAAUAUUAACCUCAAAAGCAAACAAGGCUUUCACAGAUUAUCCCCAAAUUCCACUGUGAUGAAUCAUAAGACAAACUGCCUAAGUUUUCAUUGUGCUCUUAUCUUUCACCCUCUAUCAGAAACAAAUAGUGCUGACUUUUUAAAUGCAUGUUUUUGUAUUAUAUAGAAAAUAUGCUAUAUUUUCAUAAAUGGUUGUAAUAUUCUUGUUGAAAUUGUACAUAUUUUUCUAAAUAUGAUAGCUCAUUGAAAUUUGUUUGUAAGAUACUGUUAAUAUUAAAGAUAAUGCUGUUGCCUCCAUUUGCUAAGUGUCUUGGUAGUGCAGCAGCAACACAGUGUAGUACCCCAAAACUUUGAUUCUGCCAUGAUUUACUUUUGUGUGUUUGGGUAGCAGUGUAUUGAUGCAGUGAGUGAAAGGGUCAAUAUUGUAAAGAAAGGUGGGUAUCUUAAUCUGUGUAGACCAUAAUUAUCAGAUACAUCUCCAGCUGUUGUUGGAAGAAAACAAAGUUUAGCCCCAUCAGUGUGGAUAUAUACAAUACACAAAUUUCUAAUGAUCAGUAUUUUCUGAGGUUCCUGCCAGAAACAACGGAUUGGCAGUGAUUCAUUGUAGCUUGUAAACUCAAAGUGACUUGGGAUGUUUUUAACUCGUGGGAAUCAUUAUAGAGUAGAAUCUAGCUGUUGCUUGAACUUUUCAAUAGAUAGCAUUAAACUGCAGGAAUAUUAAUUGUUUUCCCUUUUGCCCAAUGUACCCUGAAAUUAACUGAUUUAGACAAGCUAGUAUCAAGUCUCGCUGGUUUACACCAUUUUGAAGUUUCCCUUUAGCUGAUUGUACCUUUAAUAUUAAAAAACUGAAGUAUUUAAUUUGU
Molecule: messenger RNA, 7539 nt
Organism: Mobula hypostoma (lesser devil ray)
Lineage: Eukaryota; Metazoa; Chordata; Chondrichthyes; Myliobatiformes; Myliobatidae
Gene: cdon
Product: cell adhesion associated, oncogene regulated
Exons: 20
Coding region: 353-4156 (1267 amino acids)
Biological process (GO): cell-cell adhesion
Molecular function (GO): protein binding
Source: RefSeq, a predicted model, not a curated record